CUAUUUAAGAGCUGCUGCAUUUAGGAAAAAUAAGAGAGUCAUUUGGAGCUAUCCAGUCCAGUAUCUUCUGAGAGAUCUUUCAGCAUGAGGACCCUCCUGGCACUGGCAGUGAUUAUGGUCUUUGGCCUAAUGUGGGUUCAGGGGGAUCUUUUAAACUUCAAUUCCAUGAUCUCAUUGGUGACAAAAAAGAAUGGUGCAACCAAUUAUGGCGCCUAUGGUUGCCACUGUGGCCUGGGUGGCAAAGGAACCCCCAAGGAUGCAACGGAUCGAUGCUGUGCCAGCCACGACUGUUGCUACAAGCGUCUGAAGAAACAUGGAUGUGGCACAAAAUUUCUGAGCUACAAGUUUAAAUACCAAGCAGGCAAAGUCAUCUGUGAAGCAAACCAGGGCUACUGUAGGAGUCAGCUGUGUCAGUGUGAUAAAACUGCUGCCUACUGUUUUGCUCAAAACCUGAAAACCUACAAUAGGAAGUACCAGUUCUAUCCCAAUGUGCUGUGCAGUGGGAAUAAGCCCAGUUGCUGAGGCUCCUCUUGGCCGAAGCCUGGCCAGCCAGUGCUGGUCCUCCAACACCCUCUCUCCCAGCCCCCACCAAGUUCCCUGCAAUCCAGAAAACAGUCCCAGUCCAUCCCAGAGGCAAGCUAGGAGCCCUUCUCUCCUGACCCAGAAAAGAAGACCAAACCCCGGGGCACCUCUGCCUGGCCUCUUCCCCUGACUACCUGCACAGCUGAGUCCCCACUCCUGCCCUUCCCUACCACCUCCGGCCCCCUGCUUAGCUCCCAGCUGCACACUUCUGAGAGUCUUUUCUGAAUAAACCAA
This is a messenger RNA of Marmota monax (woodchuck), 816 nucleotides long. RefSeq names its product phospholipase A2 group IIA (gene Pla2g2a). Gene Ontology annotation, biological process: negative regulation of T cell proliferation; arachidonate secretion; phospholipid metabolic process. The transcript has 5 exons. Bases 85 to 522 code for a protein of 145 amino acids. Gene Ontology annotation, molecular function: calcium ion binding; phospholipid binding. The record is from RefSeq and is a predicted model, not a curated record. Lineage: Eukaryota; Metazoa; Chordata; Mammalia; Rodentia; Sciuridae.